AUGAAAUGGUUCUUAUGGGUAUAUCUUACAGCAUUGAUUCAAUUGGUUUAUUCUGAACAAAUUAAAUUUGAUAUUUAUGGAGAUGAAGAAAUUAUUGACGAUCUGAUAGAUAGUUUAGAAACUCAAUAUUCUCAAUUAUCAAAUAAUUCAUUAUUAUGGGGACCAUAUCGUUCGGCAUUAUAUUUUGGUAUUCGUCCAAGAUUCCCACGUUCUUUAUUAUCAGGAUUAAUGUGGUUUACAAUGAGUGAUUAUCAAGGUAUAGGCAAAAUUCGUCAUUUUUAUGAACAACAUGAUAAAAUGUCAAAAGCUAAUUGGGUUUCUUAUGAUCCAAGAAUUGGUGGGAGACAAAUCAUUGAUGAUGAUGAAUGUCAUAUUAAAAUUAUUAUUGAUUUUGUUAAAAGUGAUGAUGGUUUAUCUUGGGGUGUCAAAGUUAGAGCAAAACCACAUAAAGGAUAUGAGAAUAUAAUAACAUCCUUUGUUUGGUAUAGUGGUUUAGAAGGUGAAGAAAAGACUAUUGAAGAUGGAGAGGAAAUAGUUACUAGAACUGGAUAUUUCAAACUUGAAAAUCCAAAGAAUGUCUUGGGAUACGAUUCAAAUGUUAAAUUUGCCGGGGUUUCUUCAGAAUUAGGUGCAUUUGAAUUGGAAAUUAAUGAUGGACCAAAAAAUAAUCGUCAUCCAACUGGAAGAGCCGAUAUUGAUCCAGAACUAGAUCCAGCAAAGGCUCAUCAUUAUAGUUUAACAGUUCCAGAUGAUAAUGUUUGGAGAGCAAGAGAUAUUUUCAUGACCAUGUUACAAGAAUCCGUUCAACAACUUAUGGAAAAAUUUGGUACAAUUGAAGGGAUUCCACCACAAAAUUUAUUUAUUCUUCGAGAUUUACAAGAUUUUGAAGGAAAUUUACAUUUUGUUCAGAAAAUAUACCAAGGUGCUUGUGAAUUUGAUAUUGUUUUCACUAAUGCAUUAACACCAGCUACUGAAAAGAUCACAUUUGAAAAUAUCAAUUCUAAAAUUAAACAAACUAUCAAAGAUUUUGAUAAUAAAUUUGAUCAAAAAUUUGAACUUACUGCUCCAUUCACAAACAAAAAACAUAAAAAAUUUGCCAAAGAAGUUUUAUCAGGUCUUUUAGGUGGACUUUCUUAUUUUUACGGUGAUCAUUUGGUUGAUAGAGAAACUGUAUUUGAUGAGGAUUCAUUUGAAAGUUAUGAAUUACAAGGCAAAUCUGAAGGACCAUUUGAAUUAUUCAGCUUGGUCCCUUCAAGACCAUUUUUCCCUCGUGGAUUUCUUUGGGAUGAAGGAUUCCAUUUGUUACCAUUGUUAAAUUACGAUUCUGAUCUUGUUUUGGAGAUUAUUAAAUCUUGGUUUAAUUUAAUUGAUGAUGAUGGCUGGAUUGCUCGUGAACAAAUAUUAGGUGCCGAACUGAGAUCUAGAGUUCCUUCUGAGUUUGUUGUUCAAAGUCCACAAAUUGUGAAUCCACCAACACUUACUUUGGUGCUUACGUAUUUAUUAGAUUCAGUUAUGGAAGGUAAAUAUGGUGAUGUUAAUGAACCAAGAAAUAUCGAUGAUGCCAUAACUAAAGAGAACUUGGGUAAUUUUAUAUUGCAAAAUCCUGAAGUUUUAACAAACUAUACCAGAGAUGUGUAUCCUAAAUUAAAAUCACAUCUUGAUAUGUUUCGUCGAACUCAACAAGGUUAUGUUGAAGAAUUUGAUAGAGGAACAAACAAGGAAGCUUAUAGAUGGAGAGGAAGAACUUUGACUCAUUGUUUAGCUAGUGGAUUGGAUGAUUAUCCAAGAGUGUUACCAGCAGAUGUUGCUGAGUUGAAUGUUGAUUUAAUAUCUUGGAUUGGUAUUAUGACUCGAUCAUUGAAAAUGAUGGCUGAGAUAUUAGAGAAUAGAGAUGAUGUAGCUAAAUAUCAAGAAUUAGAAAAUGCUAUUAUUGAGAAUAUCGAGAAUUUACAUUGGUCAUCUGAAGAUAAAACUUAUUGUGAUGUUUCUGUUAAUGAAGAUGAUGAGAAUAUCUUUGUUUGUUUUAAAGGAUAUGUUUCAUUAUUUCCAUUUUUAACUAAAUUGAUUCCAGAAAAUGAUGUUGAGAAAUUAGAACAUAUAAUUGACUUAAUUUCGGAUCCUGAAGAAUUAUGGAGUCCUUAUGGUAUUAGAUCCUUAUCUAAAUCAGAUGAAUUAUACAAAACUGGUGAAGAUUAUUGGAGAUCACCAAUUUGGAUCCCAAUUAAUUAUUUAGUUUUGGAAAGCAUUCAAGAUUAUUAUACUCGUAGUAAGAAUCAUAUGUCACCUGAAUUACAAGAUAAAUUUGCUAAAACUUAUCAUGAUCUUAGAAUUAAUAUAGUUAAAAAUGUUUUUGAGCAAGCUGAUAAAACUGGGUUUGUUUGGGAACAAUAUAAUGAUGAAACUGGUGAAGCACAAAGAGCUAAGAACUUUUUAGGAUGGUCUUCUUUAGUUUUAGUAAUGAUGACCAUGCCAGAAAAUUUAUAG
Messenger RNA from Candida tropicalis MYA-3404, 2484 nucleotides. RefSeq names its product Cwh41p (gene CWH41). The transcript has a single exon. The coding region runs from base 1 to 2484 and encodes 827 amino acids. Gene Ontology annotation, molecular function: Glc3Man9GlcNAc2 oligosaccharide glucosidase activity. NCBI's taxonomy places the organism in Eukaryota, Fungi, Ascomycota, Pichiomycetes, Serinales, Debaryomycetaceae. Gene Ontology annotation, biological process: oligosaccharide metabolic process; protein N-linked glycosylation. The record is from RefSeq and is a predicted model, not a curated record. Gene Ontology annotation, cellular component: endoplasmic reticulum membrane.